Molecule: messenger RNA, 11410 nt
Organism: Lagopus leucura (white-tailed ptarmigan)
Lineage: Eukaryota; Metazoa; Chordata; Aves; Galliformes; Phasianidae
Gene: BCR
Product: BCR activator of RhoGEF and GTPase
Exons: 23
Coding region: 211-4266 (1351 amino acids)
Biological process (GO): intracellular signal transduction; positive regulation of GTPase activity; protein phosphorylation
Cellular component (GO): membrane
Molecular function (GO): protein serine/threonine kinase activity; guanyl-nucleotide exchange factor activity; GTPase activator activity
Source: RefSeq, a predicted model, not a curated record
ACGGCAAGAGGUGGAGGAGGCGAGGAGAAGAGAUUGUUCCGAGGAUCGCCGUUUGCUUCCCCGUUUCUCUGCAUGGACCGUGAAGAAACGCGUUGAGUUGACCCUGUCGGAGCUGUUUCGGCUUCUACAUGUGAGAUCGGUUGGUUUAUUCUCUCCACCUAUCUCUCUCCAGCUUCCUUCCCUUAUUCUCCACUUUCUCCUGUAUGCAAAAUGGUGGACCCUGUGGGGUUUGUAGAGGCUUGGAAAGCGCAGUUUGCAGACUCUGAGCCUCCUAAAAUGGAGCUGAAAUCUGUGGGAGAUAUUGAACAGGAGCUGGAGAUGUGCAAAGCGUCCAUCCGGAGACUGGAGAUGGAGGUCAACAAGGAGAGGUUCCGCAUGAUUUACCUGCAGACUCUUCUGGCAAAGGAGAAAAAAAGCUAUGAUAGACAGAGAUGGGGCUUUAAACGUGCUUCUCAGUUGCCUGAAGGGGGUGCUGACCAGCAGGUCCAAGACCUGCCUCAUCACCAGUCUGCUGACCAAGAUGAACAUGAAAAAAGCAAGUCGCACCAUGGGGAGGAAAAGUUCAAACCCAGGAUGCCUUCUCUGCGAAAGCUGUCUACCCAGAGCGAUGGGUCAGACCUGUCACCUUUGGACAGUCCCCAUCACGGAGAAGGGGAACAGGACAGGUGUAAGUAUUAUGGCGAGGAGAAAUUGAAGAGAGUUGCAGAAGAUACAGAAAGUCGCUGUGACACAGAUGGAUCUCCUUCAAAACACAGAUCGUCUUCCACUCGCAGGCUAGUGGGAUCUGCUGAGAAGGACGGAUUGUUUGAACCUAUUUCCAAGGAUAGAGGAAACAGCACCAGUGUGGCAGCCCUAAGGUCCAAUUUUGAGAGGAUUAAAAAGGGCAAUUCACAUCAUUCUGGAGAUAACAAGGAUGUUGUUGAAAAACCCUUUUAUGUAAACAUGGAGUAUCAUCAUGAGAAGGGUCUAGUGAAGGUCAACGAUAAAGAUGUUUCUGAUAAAAUAAGCUCUCUUGGUAGUCAAGCCAUGCAAAUGGAACGCAAAAAGUCCUUACACUCCCUUCCUUCAAACAUGGUACCCAGCUUCAAUGAAUUCCAGCGGCCUGCUUACAGGGGGAGAUCCUCAGAGAGCAGUUUUGGCUAUGAUGGAGAAUAUGAAGAUGCUGAACUGAACCCCAGGUUUCUCAAAGAUAAUCUGAUAAAUGCCAAUGGCAGCAACCGCUCACCUUGGCAGCCCAUGGACUUUCAGCCCUAUCAAAGUAUCUAUGUUGGUGGAAUGAUGGGGGAGACAGAAGGGAAAGGACCUAUCCUGAGAAAUCAGGGUACAGCUGACCAGGAGAAACAUCUCACUUGGCCCAGGAGAUCUUAUUCCCCCAGGAGUUUUGAAGACAUUGGAGGAGGGUAUACUCCUGAUUGUAGCUCUAAUGAGAACCUUACCUCCAGUGAGGAAGAUUUCUCUUCAGGGCAGUCCAGCCACGUCUCCCCCAGCCCUACCACUUACCGCAUGUAUCGGGAUAAAAGUCGUUCUCCCUCCCAGAACUCUCAGCAGUCCUUUGACAGUAGCAGUCCACCAACUCCCCAGUCUCAGAAACGGCACAGGCAGCAGCAGGUCAUUGUAUCUGAGGCUACUAUUGUGGGCGUACGAAAAACGGGACAGAUCUGGCCAAGUGAUGGAGAUUUGCCUUCUGGGAGAUGUCACCACGACAGCCUCUUCCAUGGAGAUGCAGAUGCUUCAUUCAGUGGCACACCACCCAGCUAUGCGUAUGAUGCAGACCGUGCUGAAGAACAGAGGCGACAUCAUGAUAUGAUGCCCUACAUCGAUGACUCGCCAUCGUCUUCCCCCCAUCUCAGUUCCAAGAGUCGAGGCAGCAGAGACACCCUGUCUUCAGGGUCUCUGGAAUCUACAAAAUCAAGUGAGCUAGAUCUGGAGAAAGGCCUGGAGAUGAGAAAAUGGGUCUUGUCAGGAAUCCUGGCCAGUGAGGAAACCUAUCUGAGCCACUUGGAGGCUCUGCUGCUGCCUAUGAAGCCUUUGAAAGCAGCUGCCACCACGUCUCAGCCUGUGCUGACUAGUCAGCAGAUUGAGACCAUAUUCUUCAAAGUGCCUGAGCUCUAUGAGAUCCACAAAGAAUUCUAUGAUGGACUCUUUCCCCGAGUGCAGCAGUGGAGUCACCAGCAACGUGUUGGAGACCUCUUCCAAAAGCUGGCCAGCCAGCUGGGAGUGUACCGGGCCUUUGUGGAUAACUAUGAAGUUGCCAUGGAGACAGCAGAGAAAUGCUGCCAAGCCAAUGCUCAGUUUGCUGAAAUCUCUGAGAAUCUAAAGGCUAGAAGCACAAAGGAAUCUAAAGAUCAGACGACGAAAAAUUCCUUGGAAACUCUGCUAUACAAGCCAGUGGAUCGAGUGACUCGCAGCACACUUGUACUGCAUGAUUUGCUCAAGCACACUCCAGUGAGCCACCCUGAUCAUCCACUCCUGCAGGACGCCCUGCGGAUCUCACAGAACUUCCUUUCCAGCAUCAAUGAGGAGAUCACUCCUCGUCGGCAGUCCAUGACUGUAAAGAAGGGGGAGCACCGGCAGCUCCUGAAGGACAGUUUCAUGGUGGAGCUCGUUGAGGGGGCUCGCAAACUACGCCACGUCUUUCUUUUUACUGAUCUGUUCCUGUGUGCCAAGCUCAAAAAGCAGAUUGGAGGAAAAAGCCAGCAGUAUGACUGCAAAUGGUACAUCCCACUCACUGACCUUAGUUUCCAAAUGGUGGAUGAGUCCGAGGCAGUUCCCAACAUCCCACUGGUACCUGAUGAGGAACUGGAUGCCAUGAAAAUCAAGAUAUCCCAGAUCAAGAACGAUAUCCAGCGUGAAAAGAGGGCCAAUAAGGGCAGCAAGGUCAUUGAGAGGUUGAAAAAGAAGCUCUCAGAACAGGAAUCGCUCCUGCUGCUGAUGUCUCCCAACAUGGCUUUCCGGGUGCACAAUCGCAAUGGCAAGAGUUACACGUUCCUCAUUUCAUCGGACUAUGAAAGGGCAGAGUGGAGGGAGAACAUCCGGGAGCAGCAGAAGAAAUGCUUUAAAAGCUUCUCACUCACAUCAGUGGAGCUCCAGAUGCUGACAAAUUCCUGUGUGAAACUCCAGACAGUUCACAACAUUCCCCUCACUAUCAAUAAGGAAGAUGAUGAAUCUCCAGGUCUCUAUGGAUUCCUGAAUGUCAUUGUCCACUCUGCCACAGGAUUCAAGCAAAGUUCAAAUUUGUAUUGCACGUUAGAGGUUGAUUCUUUUGGGUAUUUUGUGAACAAGGCCAAAACCAGGGUGUACAGAGACACCACGGAGCCCAACUGGAAUGAGGAGUUUGAGAUUGAGUUGGAAGGCUCACAGACUCUGCGGAUUUUGUGCUAUGAAAAGUGCUACAACAAAAUGAAGCUCACCAAAGAGGAUGGAGAGAGCACAGAUCGCAUAAUGGGAAAAGGACAGAUCCAGCUGGACCCACAGACACUGCAGGACAAGGACUGGCAACGCACAGUCAUCUCAAUGAAUGGAGUUGAAGUGAAGCUGUCAGUGAAGUUUACCAGUCGAGAGUUCAGCCUGAAGAGGAUGCCAUCACGGAAACAGACGGGGGUCUUUGGGGUCAAGAUUGCUAUUGUCACCAAGAGGGAGAGAUCAAAGGUGCCUUACAUUGUGCGCCAGUGCGUGGAGGAGAUCGAGCGCCGCGGAAUGGAGGAGGUGGGCAUCUACCGCGUCUCGGGGGUCGCAACCGACAUCCAGGCUUUGAAAGCGGCCUUUGAUGUCAAUAACAAAGAUGUGUCAGUGAUGAUGAGCGAGAUGGAUGUUAAUGCUAUUGCAGGCACAUUGAAGCUGUACUUCCGAGAGCUGCCUGAACCUCUCUUUACAGAUGAACUGUACCCCAACUUUGCAGAGGGCAUUGCACUUUCAGAUCCCGUUGCAAAGGAAAGCUGUAUGUUGAAUCUAUUGUUAUCACUUCCAGAACCCAACCUUGUCACAUUCCUUUUCCUUUUGGACCACUUAAAAAGGGUUGCUGAGAGGGAGAGCAUUAACAAGAUGUCCCUGCAUAAUCUUGCAACUGUCUUUGGACCAACGCUGCUCAGACCUUCAGAGAAGGACAGUAAAAUCCCUGCCAACCCAACCCAGCCUAUAACAAUGACUGAUAGCUGGUCACUAGAAGUCAUGUCCCAGGUUCAAGUCCUUCUGUACUUCCUGCAGCUAGAGACCAUCCCUACCCCAGACAGCAAGAGGCAAAGUAUUCUCUUUUCCACCGAGGUGUAGAUGUCUGUGAUGCCAACAGGACUCCAAAAAAAAACACGCCACAAACCCAACCUGUUCUUGGCAUGAAUCUGCCACUCUUGAAAAAAGGAAGACUGGUGUUUCUUCAGACAUUUCUGGCCUGUUCCUGUUCUGGGGAAUUACGGCCAUCAGUGCUUCUGCUGUUUGUUAACCAGUGGCAAGCUGAAGAGAAGGUAGAAAAAUACCUACUUUUGAUCAGGAGAAUGAGAAUCGAAGUGGAGAUAGAGCUGUGCAGAACCUCCACUAGAAGGAGCAAUAGACACUUGAACAGAUGCACCGCGGAGUGUGGCUGUUACUCUUGUUGGGAAUGUGAUGGAAGGUAUUCCUCAUUUUAUGGAUUUGUCAUAAAGAAACGUCAAGAUUUCUAAUGGACCACUUGAUAGGAUACCCGUUUUUGGGUGAGAGGGAGUUAAAGGAUCUAUCACAACUGUGUCUUUAAUAACUGCUGUUUUUAAAGUACUGUUCUAGGCUACAAAAAUAGCAUUGCUUUGCAAGAAGAGGAAAGAAGGGAAGGGUCUGGGAUCUAAGACACCCUCCUCUGAAAUUGAAGUCCUGACCUGAACAGGGUUCUAAAGAAGUGAAACAGUUUUGCAUACAACCCAAACUUUUUUAUUUGUCUUGCCCACCCCUUCUCCUGCAAAUGUUUAUACAAGGAGAUGCUGUGCUCUUGCCUAUGUUGCACUUCUGAUGGAGUGGAUUUUUUGGGGGGUGGGGGUGUUGAAGGGCCCAGACUCAAUGAUUUUUCACUACAAAUAAAUACAGCAAAUUAAAGAGAGGCAGGGACGGUUUGAGUCAGUGCUUUGUGAUUCGUUGGUUGUUUGCAUAUAAAAGCAGGAGCAAUAUUAUCCAGAGAGGAUUGCUGAAUUCCUUAGACUCUGCCAAACUUAAUGAAAAUUAAUUGGGAAGGCUGUUAAUUCCCAACACUCCAAAGAAAAGAUGUUAACACUGCAAAAAUAAUUGAAGCAUUCGUGGACAAAACAAAUUAUUAGUGGUUAUCAGGUUGCCUGGCUGCUUACUCCUAUCAGAACAUAUUUUUUAAUAUAUAGAUAUAUACUUGAAUUUUGGAGGCUUUGUACGUGCAUUGCUUCUACGAGAGUCAUCUUCUGAUAGCUGCUUUGAUAAAUAUGUCAGAAUGUACUUUAUGGACAGCCUAGCCAGUAGCAUGCAUGUGUCCUCUUCAGAAAUGUUAAGCCUGUGUUAAGUAAGAGCAGUGAAGGGAUUUCUGUGGAACCACACAGAGCUGUACAGCAGGUCUCACUAAAUACUGGGCUGGUGUCUUCCUGCCUAACUUGGUCAGAGCCACGGGGGUUACACAGGUGUAAAGGACAGCAGUGUUUGUCUAGGGAACUGAAAGCAAAAUCUCAUUGCUGGCAUCCAGAGCAAAGUGUUCUGGCUAUGAAGGAGCUGUGCCAAACGUCCUGGGAGAGGUGGGAAUCACUCCACUGUCAUUAACAACUCCAGCCCCCGUUGCUUCAUACCCAGUUAUGCAGCAUCCAUUUGGUGGCAACCAUCCAGGCAAGAAGAAGAGUGCAGCAUGAAGACAAGGGGAGGAAUCAGCAUGGAGAAAGGGAGGGAAGGACAGAUCUUGAUUGGUGUAGUUGGGUUGCCAACAUCACUUGAGGAGAAACUCCACAGAGAAAGCAACCCCCGUGAUGCUGAAUUUUAUGUUUUCUGAUGAGUGACCUGCAGUGUCUCAGUUACAAAAAUAUAUAUAAAAAACCACCAACAAAGGAGUCUUUCAAACAAAUGGAGAGAAAGAAAUAAUGGAAGGGAAAUGAUUUUGUAGUCAAUGUAAUUUUGACUGCUGCAUAAUAUUAGAAAAUAUUGUACUGUGAAGUUACAAAUUCAAAAAGGAAAAAAAUAGAAAUUCUGAUUUUGUGAGUAUAUCAACAUUUUGCAUGCUAUGUAAGGAUCCUUAUAGGAAUUUAAUAUUGCUUAGUAUCCCUCCCUUCUUAGGUCUGGGAGCAAACCUCUUUGUAAUGUAACGUACAACUAGAAAUUCCUUCUCUCUUAUAUGUAUUUCCAUUACAUUCCGACUUCUGAAUCUGGAAAACAGAAAACAUGUUUAUAGUAGGAGGUGCUUUUGGGGGGAGGGAGGGGAUGAAGGCAAGAAAACUUGAAGGUUUAGCAUUUUUUGUAUUUAUUUCUGUCUUUUUUGAAGGUAAAAAUUAGUCACAAUCUUGACAACUUUCGACUUAAGUCAGGCGGACCAGUAAACCACAGCGUGGUUUUGGUUUUAUGUAUUUGUUCUCAUUUCCACCUAGCAGAUCCAUAACAAUCCUUUUCCUGCUGGCUGCACAGCUGCCCAUUCCAGGCUGCUGUGUGGUGCAUCUGAGGCAGUGGCGCUGCUGCUGACUGCAUUGGAAGGAAAAAAGGCCCACAGACCAACAGCAGGAGCAAAGUGCAGGAGACAGUUGGGUGCCAGAGCCCUUUCCUUUCCGUGUUCAGAAUCUGUGGCUGCCCUUUGCAGUGUUGAAACUGGAAAGCAAUACCAUAAUGACUGUGCCAAUUUACUUUUACCCCAUUUUUUAUUUUUAUUUAUAUAGGAAAUUAAUAUUAAGUUGCUGAUGUACGGCGUGUAACUAUGAGAAAUGGCUUUUGCUUGGUUACUGUUACAGGUUGUUGCUUUAGUCUCUCAAUUACGAUGCUCAGUUCUAAUGUAACGUAAUCUAACAUGCAGGCAUGUGGAUCAGGGAAAAAAAGGUAAUUUAACGUAACCCAUUAAUUAUUUCUGUUGAGUGUGUUUUCCCCAAAGCUGGUAAUUUUGGGCUGGAAAAAAGAGCGGAUGUUUCUGCUAAUGAUGAAAUCAUGGACUGAUUUGAAAUAUGAGAAUUGAUUUUUUGAAUUGCUGUUAAUUUUGCAAUUUAAGUUUUUUUCAGAUAGACGUUUGUGUUCAGAAAUGAAGCGUUUCCAAAAGGCUUUUGUAUUCUUUUCCAAGGGAUGUUGUGGGCCUGGGUUUUUUUUAAACUUUGUUGUGUUUUUAAUAAGCCUUAUCACACUUACAACAUAAAGGGACUUGUAAAAACGUGGCUUUACAGAAGGUCUUCUGAUUUAAGAGCUGUGUCAGAAAACCUAACUUCUGCAUUUCCCGUAAGAAAAUAUACAGUGUACAAUAUAAACAACAUAAGAGCAAAUUACCCUUUAAAACUGCACUGAGUUUGUGUUCUUUCUGUUUCUAUUGCAUUGGAAAGAAGUUUCUAAAGAAGCAGCUGAAACAUCAACAGCUUCAGCAGAAAUACUGCAGGUCUUUAGGACAGACUGUGCCUCCAGUGUGAGAAAGAAGCAUAGGUUUCUUGACAGUUAGAAACUAUUCUAAAAUUCUCUUUUAAAAAACAAAAACAAAAACAGUGGUCAGUUUUUGUUUUUGUUUUUUUUUUUUAAUUAAAAAGUAAAGCAAAAUAAGGGAAAAGGUUUUAAUGAUGGGCAAGAAGAAAAUAGUGCUACAUCAUUCUGAGCUUUGUUUUGUGUGUGCUUUUCGUGGGAGGGUGUUGAAAUUAAACUGAAACACAUCCGUUGAAAUGCUGCUGGUGUUCUUUAUCCUUGCACAACUUUAAGCAAGUUGAGGUGCAGCCAAGCGAUUGCAGGCUUCUAACGCUGCUAUUUUUUUGUAUACCAGCUAAGGGCAAAGUACAGCUGUGCACUGACUGUAUUUGCUGAUGCCAACUGCUCGCCUUGAUUCCACCUUUCCAUUGCUCAUACUAAGGCUGUCAGCGUGCAGAUGAAGCAGAACUGCAAUGUGUUGCGUUGGCCACGAGGUGGUGGAACCACAGAGUGUUUGAUGGAAGCUGCAGUAUUUCCACAGCUUAUUCAUUUUACCUGUUUAAAAUUGUGUCUCACCAUUGAGUUACUUUUAUAUGAGUUUAUUUAAAUGGAUGUACUGUUCUGCAAAGCAUACGUGGAGCUCUAAGCUUGCCUGUCACCCACUGUAACACUGGAAGGCAUGGCAACUUGUUCAUUUCUCUUACUGUACCGUUCUUGAAGUAUGCACAGGAUGUAAAUUGACCAGCACGGCUUUCAGACAUACUGAAAAUCUGAUGGAGGAAAAAGCGACCCUCUCUGGUUCCUCACUGGUUGCUGAGUCCUUUGUUUUCAGGGCUUGUUCUGCUGAGGCAGUGCUGUCAGAUGUGGCAUUCCCACCAUGGCAAUGUUAGGAAGAAGUGGAAAACAUUUCCCACUCUUUCUCUCUUCAAUUCAAAAAGAGAGAAACUUGCAGUAAUAGAAGACCAACACAUUCACGCUGGAUUUGAGGGAUUUGCUUCUGUUCCUUACAGAAAAAUCUGAAAAAGGAAGGAAGUAUGUUCAGAAUAAUCAAAAUUUGGAGUAGUUGGCAAGUCAGUCACUUACUUGUUCCUCCUUAGGUUUUUGUUUAGUCCAGGUACGUUUUGCUUUGGAAGCUUUGCUAACGUCCCUUUGUAGUGCUGCCUGAAAAAUCAGAUACCAUCCACUUCCUUUAACACGGGGUUCUUGCAGCUGAGAUCACCGAGCCUUACAAUUAAUAUCAGCAAUCUUCCAUUCACAGCCAGAAUUAAAUGGAUACCUGUGUGCGUUCCAUGGAAGUUUUCACUGGGUAGAUGAAAGUAUGUGGAUCUUCCUUAAAAUCAAGAAAGGACUGCUGAUAGAAGGAGGUACUCACAGCUAAUUAUUAUUUCUUACCAAAGUCUUAGGGAAGAAAGAUGACAUAAAUUGAAAAAAAAAAAAAAAACAACCAAAAAACAAUUAGGAAUCACUCUGAUAAGAUGAUCUGGAACUGUACAAAGCAGAAGCUCUCCUUUCAAGUUACAGAAGAAGACCUGUGGCCUCAUUUACUGACUGCCUUGUCAGUAAAUAAACAUAAAUUUAGGAAUGCCAGGAAUUCAGCUGCUGCAGCCUCCCUUCUGAUGUGCUGCAGCCCUCUUUCUCACUACUGAAUCUUCACAGUUCAGUGCCAAGAAAGCAAAGCUUAUCACAUGCUCUGUACAUUUUUUUUCCUCCAUGGCAACAGAGCACCAGUCUGUGUUAAACCAAAGGUGAAACGCUACUGCAAAGAAAAAUGGAACCAGGAGGUUAGAACACAGCUGAAGCUGGAAGAGGCUGCUUCUGAGCUGCAAGGAUAGAAUACCACAACUCCCUGCAGUGAUUGAAUGGUGCAAACAGUAAGGCCGAGGCAAAAGGAGCGUAUGGAUUAUCUCGGUUCUCCUGCCAGGAGCAGGUGCUAGAUUUAGGCCUGGGUCAAGCAAACGUGCUAAUGCAAGAACGAGAAAACUGUUCAAGGGCCUCCACUGUUGAUUCUGCCACUCUAUAGUAGAAUUGGAGGACACCACUGUAAAAGCAUGCAGUGACCUGUGCAAAUACAUGCCACAUCAUUUUACUUUCUACUGUCACGUUUCCUCUUUCAGUAAGAGACCCUCCCCUUUUUUAUCAGAAACCACAUCAUCCUAUACUGUAGAAAUGAGUUUAUAGCAGGGCUAUUCCUGGAGAUGGCUGGAAUAUUUCCAGCUUUCUGGUACAGAGUGGACCAGGUAGUGUUAAUGCUCCAGGCUUGUGCAGGCUUGUUUUGCAAGUAAGAUAUAUUCUAUUUUUUUGUCUGCUCAAGCAUACUUGGGAAUGAAUAUGAUCACAGAGUGCCCAAGCCUAGAAAAAAUAUUUGUUUUACUGCUCUGCCUUAAUUGCAGUCAUGUUCAAAUCAUCUCAUUGAAAUGAUUCAUCAGAACGGAGAAUUCUUCUUGGAUUUUUUGCUAGGGCUUGUGUUUGUGUAAUUAUUGCAGUGACAAGAUGUUCUGAGAUUUCAAGGCAUUCUACAGAUCAACCAUUUAUCUGCAGAGUGAUUUCUAUUGCAGGACCAGUUUAUAUCCCUGUGGAUGUGUGGAAGAGCAUGCUUGUAUACAAAACAGCUUCCUGCCUGGAAAGAGAACAUAGCUGCUUCCCACAGAUGGCCAAAGAACCACAAUGGGAAGAGCCCACCAGUGAGCAGAUGGCUUUGCUCCUUAGAGGCUCACGUUUUCCCUGGUGAGGCAAAGCCCAGAAAGCAAUUAUGGGGUCAGACCCAUCUUUUUAUAGUGCCUAAUUGAAUUAUCAACCGCCAAUAUAAAUAGGCAAGCUCAAAUUUCUUCCAUUUUAGUCAUGUUUUGGGAGAGGACUUCCAUAACCAUUAUGGGAUUAUGGAAAUAGCUGAAAACUGAUCUGAAUAUUAAAACUCCUUCAAAUACAACAGUAACAUAAUGAAAAUGCUGACUGCUGACAUAGCAGAAAGGUUCUUCACAACAGCCUCUUCUAAUGCAUCCACUCUGAUCUCUUCCUCAUUGCUUCUCACAGCCUAGGAGAAAUCUUGUCUUGAGCUCCACAGCAACAUACAAAAACUUCUGCAAGUCACAGUAAUUUGGAAUCCUGGAUACACAAGGACAGAUCUUUUACAGAGAUGGGAUAUCAGUGCUAAAAGUGACUAGGUACUAUCCAAGGCAGCAAAAAGAGGGUGAAGAAUUAAUGCUGGAUGACAAAGAGCAGCACAGUGGUCGGGUGAAGUUAAGUAUGAUCUCAUGGAAGGACACAUGUGACGUGUUGUCCUUCCUGUGUCUGUCUAGCAAAAAGCAAUGGGAGCAAAACAAAGCCUUCUCUUGCCUAUAUUGGUUAUAUAGUUCUUAUCUCUAUUACACGUGUUUAUAUUCCAUGAAGAAUGCCAGUGAAAGGAGGUCAUAAGACUAAAUAUAAAUACAAUUAAAUUAUAUAAUUAGUGAUAAUUUAUCAGGCGUAGAAGAAAAAACAACUUGUUACUGUUUGGAUAAUUUGGGGUUUCUUCAGAAUUAAUACUGCUGGAGUUGUUGUAACUUCACCGUGUUACAGAGGCUGGUUGUGACGUUUCAUACUGCUGUUGUCAGUGCUUCGGUAUCUCAGUGCUCUGUUUUUGCAAAGAAAACCAACCCUAAGAGCUUACUACUGAAAGGUGUUGAAACGACUGAAUAUCUCUCAGUUUAGGCACAUGUGAUGAAAAAUGGCAAAAAGGGGGAAAAUAAUCAUUCAGGAUUUUCUUUUUUUUAAUUUUCUGAGAUAAGUGGUAUGAAAGGGAUACAAAAACUGUAUUGGGGGGAAAAAGUCUAAGGCAUUUGUAGCCUUUCUUUGUACACAGUGUUAAAUAAAAUCUCCUGUAUCUGUU